Saccostrea echinata is the source of this 5105-nucleotide messenger RNA. Its product is annotated as anoctamin-7-like. Gene Ontology annotation, cellular component: plasma membrane. Gene Ontology annotation, biological process: chloride transmembrane transport. Bases 193 to 2877 code for a protein of 894 amino acids. Gene Ontology annotation, molecular function: chloride channel activity; protein dimerization activity. The record is from RefSeq and is a predicted model, not a curated record. The transcript has 24 exons. NCBI's taxonomy places the organism in Eukaryota, Metazoa, Mollusca, Bivalvia, Ostreida, Ostreidae.
GACGUCUUGUGAAAAAUGGAGUCCCUUGGCUUAGGGAUAGUGAUAGUAUACGUGUAAACCUUUAAAAAAUUCUUUGUCCUGCUGGGACAUUGUUAGGGUAACUUAAUUAUGAGAACAAGAUAUUUAUCUUGCGAAGUAGGGAUUACACAAAUCGAGACUAGAUCUUUCAGAAUGACUUAAACUUCAUGCAUCAUGAGUGAGAAGAAAGGGCUGAAUGGAGCAGUUAAGGCUUAUGAUGGAUACGGCAGCGUCAACAAGUACUCCGACGAUAAAAUCCGCAUCCUAGCGGAGGAGGAGACAAGCUCUGAUGGAGGGAUUCAUAUGACAGGUUUGGAGGGGGGCAGGAGUGACCGGUUUCAUGCAACUUGCUACCUAAGUGAUGGAAAGAGACAAAUAGAUUUUAUACUGGUUUAUGAGGAGGAAUUAGACCAAGCAAAGAAAAAAUCACAAACGGAGGCAACCAACAUUGAAAAAUGGAGAGCAAAGUUCCUAGUCAAUCUGAAGAAAAAUGGACUAGAUUUGGAAGAGGAUCGUACACAGAGUCAGAAGAAAAUCACGUAUUUUAUCAAGAUCCAUGCUCCCUGGGAUGUCCUGUGCUUUUAUGCAGAAGACCUGUGUUUUAGAGCACCCUUACAGGAAUUGAUACACAGUAAGGCACAUCCCAAUCCUGCAGACAACUGGUCAGAGAAUGUACUCCGAGCUCUACACAUACCAAACCUUAUGUCUGAUGAUGUACCUAACCAGCCAAUGGACUUCUACACAUGCCAGUUCAAAAUGUCAAAACUGGAUAGAUUUUUGGGAAGUGAUAAUAAGGACACAUACUUCACAAACAUUCAGAGACAUCGAGUGGUGUGGGAGAUUUUGUCUACCACUGCAUACGGAAAGAAGAAGAGGGCAGAAAUAGGGAUAGAAAGGCUCUUAGAAGAGGAUGUUUUCAAAGCAGCAUUCCCCUUACAUGAUGGUCCAUAUGAGAAACCAGAUCAUGGCAUUAGUCCUGAAGAUAUGAACCAUCGGCAGGUCUUGUAUGAGUACUGGGCCCGAUGGGGAAAGUGGUACAAGUACCAACCAUUAGACCAUAUCAGAGAGUACUUUGGGGAGAAAAUCGGCAUAUACUUUGCUUGGUUAGGAUUUUACACGGCGUGGUUGUUACCUGCUGCUGUUGUUGGGAUUAUUGUGUUUGUUUACGGAGUCAUUUCUGUGUUCCAUAAUGUCCCAGUAAAUGAUGUGUGUUCAAGUGGCAAGGACUACAAAAUGUGUCCCCUGUGUGAUGAGAAGAUAGGCUGUGCUUACUGGUACCUUUCAGAUGUCUGUACUUAUGUCAAAAUAGCCUAUCUGUUUGAUCACCCAGCUACUGUGGCUUAUGCUGUGUUUGUGUCAUUCUGGGCUGUAACCUUUCUGGAGUACUGGAAAAGAAAGAAUGCUAGCUUAGCUCAUCAUUGGGAUGUCCUAGACUUUGAAGAUGAAGAGGAGAGACCCAGACCAGAGUAUGCUGCAAAGGCUCCAACAUACGAGAAGAACCCCAUAACGGGGGUUAAAGAGCCUCAUUUUCCUCCAAGAGAUAGAAUCCCCAGAAUUUUAUCAGGAUUUGGAGUCAUCAUUUUAAUGAUGUCGCUGGUCCUGAUAUUCAUCGUUGCCGUCAUUAUGUACAGAAUUUUAGUUAGUAUACCUUUGUUUCAAAAUAAGACACUGCGAGGCCAGGCCAACCUUAUUGCCAGCACCAGUGCAGCUGUGGUCAACUUGAUUUUGAUUAUGGCUCUUGGAAAAGUUUACGAAAAAUUAGCAUUAAAACUUACACAGUGGGAGAUGCAUCGAACUCAGACUGAAUUUGAAGAUCAGCUGACCUUUAAAGUGUUCAUUUUCCAAUUUGUGAAUUUCUACUCUUCAAUUAUUUAUGUAGCAUUUUUUAAGGGAAAGUUUAAUGGUUAUCCCGGUCACUACACAAAGUUAUUAGGUUUAAGGAAUGAAGAGUGUAAUAAUGGAGGCUGCCUGAUAGAGUUGACACAGCAGCUUGCAGUCAUCAUGAUCGGCAAACAGAUGAUUAACAAUGCACAGGAAAUCAUUAUACCAAAGAUGAAAGCAUUUUGGCACAGAUGUAAGACCAGCCUGGAUAAGAGUGCUGUCAACAGUAGAUGGGAGGAGGACUAUCAGCUGAUUGAGAAUGAGGGACUGUUUGAGGAAUACUUGGAGAUGGUGCUACAGUUUGGAUUUAUCACAAUAUUUGUGGCUGCGUUUCCCCUGGCUCCUCUGUUUGCUCUGCUGAAUAACUGGGUGGAGAUUCGACUGGAUGCCCACAAGUUUGUCUGUGAAACCCGUCGACCUGUAGCCGAGAGGGCACAGGAUAUUGGAGUUUGGUUUAAAAUCUUGGAUGCACUUGCCCAGCUGGCUGUAAUAAGCAAUGCUUUUCUGAUAGCGUUUACAUCUGAGUUUUUACCUCGCCUCCUCUACCAGUACCAGUAUAAUUGGAAUCUGGAAGGAUACAUUAAUUUUACUCUUGCUGUGUCUCCACCGGGCACCAUGAACCAAACCUGCAGGUACAAAGAAUUCCGGGAUGAUGAAGGACAUUACACACUGUUUUACUGGCAUUUACUUGCUGUCAGAUUAGCAUUUGUCAUCUUAUUUGAGCAUGUAGUGUUUGGGAUAUGUAAGUUAAUAGAUUUCCUGGUGCCCGAUGUACCUGAAGCUUUAGAACUGAAAAUCAAAAGGGAGAGAUACUUAGCCAAGCAGGCCCUGGCAGAUACAGAUACCAUAAUGAAGACCAUACAUCCAGAGGAUGAGAUUGCCCGUGGAGAUGACGAAGAUGAUGAAGAAGGUGUCCUGGUGUCGACCGUACCAAAGGGAGGUUCAAACCAGCAACCUGUGGAGGACAAUAAGGUCUAGUUACUCCGACAUUCUGGUGUCGAUUGUCCCAGAAGAACGUUCAACCCAGCAAAAUGUGGAGGACAUUAAAAUUUAUUUACUCUGACAUUCCCUCAUCACACUUUAAGAUGUCUCAAAUUUAAACUCUGUGGGGAGAGGAGAACAAUAUCAUGUCUUUCUUUCUUAACAGUUGUGUGUGUAUUAGAUUUUACAUUGGGUUUAGAUGCAAUACAUUAGAUAAAAAUGAUAGUUAAACUAUUCCUACAUGUUAGUCUGUUACACUUCUAUUGGUUUAUCUUCCUCUUAAGUAGUUGUACUAAUUGUUUAGAACAGCUUUUAAUAAAGGUUUGAGCUUUAUGAUAUGAUAAUGCCAAUUAAUACUUCCACUUUACAUUGUUACUAUUAUAUGUCUGUAUGUGAUUUUUUCAUUCUGCUAAAUUUGUGUUUCAAAUAUAUAAGGACCAGUUAUUUCACUUGUCUAUACUUAUUUAUUUUGUAGUUUCUUUUUCAACAUAAUUUCAAUUUAUUUGUACAUCAUUUAAAAUUAUUACAUUUUACUUAAUCUUGCAUUCCUCAUACUAAACAUACCGAAACAGUAAGGGAUUAAAUUAUUAUACUUACAGUGUAUAUACAACAGAAUUAUAUAAGAGCAGCUGGUGUUAUGAAAACUUUAUACAAAUACUGUCCAUGUAUUGGGACCAACUUAAGGUUUUUGUUUUAAAAAAAUUAAUUUUAUCUCACUUUUAGUUUUCAGACUCCGAUGUUUAUAUUUUCUGAUUGCUAAACUAUUGCUGUAGACAGAUAAUGUUAAAAUGUCAUGAUAGACAGAUAGUACUGAAAAAUGGCUGAAAUACCAUAGUAGACAGAUAGUGCUAAGAUUUAGCUGUAUAGACAGUGCUAAACUGUCAAUGUAGAAUUGGUCUAUUUAAGUAAUAUGCACAUUAUUUUAUUUGCUUCAUGCACAUUUACUAGUUGAAAAUAUAUAUCAUUGAAUGCUGUGUUAGCUACAUGAACUAUUACAUGGUUUUGUUGGCUACAUUUAUUGUAUUAUAAAUGCACGGUGGGAUUGGAAAGGAGUCAUAUUAACACUUACUAAGCUCUCUUCCUUCAGAUGCAUUACAAAUAUGUAUAUCAAAUGUAUAUUGGGUCACAGUUAAAACAAUACAAGUAGUGUGCUUAAAACCAUAUGGGUAUAUUAUGAUAACAUUUUAUAGACAUGGUGUAUUAGACACCACCAUUAAGUUCAGCAUGGUAUCAGCAUUCAGCUUGUUAUAAAAACUAGAACUGCUUUUACAUGUAGCAAUGCGUGAUAAUAUAUUAAAACCUGCAAUUAUUCCUUAAAGCAAUAAUGAGUAUUCUACGUCUGUAUUUAUAUUAGGCAAUCCAGUAGGAAUUUUAUAUUUAAAUGCUGCAACACAAAUGCUUAAUGCCUAUGAAAUGGUAUAUGGUACUUAGGGAAGUUUUCUUCCCCUGUGUAAUGAGUAAAGCUAUUUUUCAUGGAAAUAUUCUUAUCCAUUGAAAACCAGUUAAUUCCUACAUACUGUUGCUCUUAUCAAUUUAUAAUCUUACGAUAUUGCAUUUUAAAAGAAAAUAUAUGCUUUAAUUAAUUUAUAUGCAAUGCUUUAGCAAUUAGCAUAUAUAUUAAUGUUCUUAUACAUAACUAAUGGAGUCUGAUCUCUGUGACAAUCUUUAAUGCUAAAAUAUGUCAGAACAGAAUUUUUUGUUGGCUUUGAUCCUAUAAAGUGAAUUGUUUGUUAGAUAUGAGUAAUAAGUCCUCACCAUUGACUGCUACAAUAGACAGAUGUUGAUUUUAUAGGGUACACCUGUUACUGUAUACAGUUCUGAGAUUUUCACUUUAUCUCUCUUUUGAAUUCUUGGUUCAUUUAUUUUAUCAAUGUUAAUAUCACUAACUUUACUUAUACAGUGUACAUAUAUGUCAUGAAGCUGAGCUACAGUGAAAAACUAGGCUGCGUGUAUACAUUACAAAUAUUCACCUGUGGACCUUUUGUAUUUAUUAUAAUCAGUCUUGUGAUAUGACAUGUAUUGUUCCCUUGUUAAAAUCUUCCUAUUUUUGAUAUUUGUUGUGUAUUUAUCUCGCAGAUCUCCCUGAUUUUUUGUUAUAUACUGUUAUUAUUUGGUCUGUUGGACUUCUAUGAAAGUGUUAGAAGACAAGGACUACGCAUAAUGCUAUGAUUGAAUCUCAAAUGUUUAUUUUAUACUCUUAAAUCAAUUAAACACUCUUUAGCAUG